Chironomus riparius is the source of this 1001-nucleotide messenger RNA. Lineage: Eukaryota; Metazoa; Arthropoda; Insecta; Diptera; Chironomidae. The record is from the annotation of a GenBank genome assembly.
ACAUGAACGAAAAGUUUCAUCAUUGCCUUAAAAUCAGAAGCGAAACUAAAAUUUUCAUUUCCAAUUCCACACUCGCAAAAUGUGGAAGUUCAUUUUAAUUCUAGCUGCAAUAUCAUUUGCAGAUUGUAAAAUUGGCAUAGCACCGAGAAUUGUUGGAGGAAACGAUGCUGCCUUGGGACAGUUUCCGUAUUUUAUGUCAAUCCGUUAUGGAGAUACUUUAAGGCAUGGAUGUGGAAGCGGAAUUAUAAAUACACGAUUUGCAAUCACUGCAGCACAUUGUUUAAAUGGACAAGAGAGAAUGGCUGUUGCUGGUGCAAUACUUUUAGUGGAUCCUGGUGUGCGCUUUACAAUAAUUCAAUCUAUUCCACAUCCUGAUUUUGACCCGAUACGCUUGUGGAAUGACAUCGGUCUCUACAAAGUCGAACGAGACAUAGUUUUUACAAAUCUUAUACGACCAGUACCAUUGAAUCGUCGCCGUGUCCUUAUGAAUACACCGACUGUGCUUGCAGGACAUGGAGCUUUUACACAACAACCACCAUGGGAAGUUCAUCCACACCUUCAAUAUUUGCAUUCAAGGACAAUGUCAAAUUCUGAAUGUAUAACAAGAAGUUUUUUGGCACGAUUAAUUGAUCCAUCUUAUAAUCCAAGCAUUCAUAUCGCACACAUCUGUGCUUUUGCUAGUGUUGGUGUUGGUGGAUGCUAUGGCGACAGUGGAUCACCAUUAGUUAACAGACGAAACGGUGAAGUCUUGGGCGUUGUUGUGUCUGGAUUAAGUUGUGCUAGAGGUGCUCCUGACUUUUAUGCACGUGUAUCUUCUUACACAAGAUGGAUUGAUGCGAACAUUAUUGUUUAAAUCAACUGGGAUGCGAUGUUAUUUGAUAGACAGUUAAAAAUGUUUUUGUCAAAUGAAAUGUGAAGGAAUUGAAAUGUUUCUUCCUUUGGGAGAUUACAUUUUUGAUGAUUCUUUAAUUUUAAUAAAAAAUAUGAAUUUGUGAAAGAAA